Echinops telfairi (small Madagascar hedgehog) is the source of this 2781-nucleotide messenger RNA. It is a transcript of the gene SPARCL1, whose product is annotated as SPARC like 1. Gene Ontology annotation, biological process: anatomical structure development. The transcript has 11 exons. Lineage: Eukaryota; Metazoa; Chordata; Mammalia; Afrosoricida; Tenrecidae. Gene Ontology annotation, molecular function: protein binding; collagen binding; calcium ion binding. The record is from RefSeq and is a predicted model, not a curated record. Bases 447 to 2384 code for a protein of 645 amino acids.
CUUAAAUUCUGGCCAAGUUAUGAGCCUGUGAGGGGAGGGCCGUUAACCCCCUGGACGCUGGCAUAAUCCUCUCCUUCCCUUUUGGUCUGCACAGCGUGAAAGCACACUGCGUCCUCCGUCCUCUGCGGAGGGAGAGGCCAGCCUGCUAGGGAGAUGCAGAGAUCCGCAGCAAAAACAAUGACGGGCUAAAAUCCCUCUCGGAUACCAAGCUCCAAAUUGACCUAUCACUUCGGUCCCUGGGUAGUUGACAGAGCAGCACAAUUUCAAAUCCAAUAGCCUCGAACGUGUUUCUGGGCAAAGAAGCAGUGGUAAAGAGAGGAGAGAUUUAGAGUUGCUGUUGGGUAUUUGCCAAACUUUUCCCCCAGGGCUGUGGCCAAAGAAGGAAUCCAACUUCAAUUUGCUGCUGAGGCGCGGGGUCCAGUCACCUCACCGAAGGUCUAGAAAACAUGAAGACUGUGGUAUUUUUCCUGUACAUCUUGGGAGCUACAACUGCAAUCCCGACAAGUACACGGUUCUUAUCUGAUCAUUCCAAACCAACUGCCGAUUCUCUGAGUGCCAGCCAAGAAGCUGCAGCGUCAGUAACACCAGGCAACACUGCCAUUCCCAUUUUAGAGAUUGAAGAUAUAGAAAAUGAAAAAGAAACCACAGCACUGGCAGAGGACCACCUCCACCAGGAGGCUGAAAAACCUCCAAAGCCAAAGCCAAAAGUGGAAAAUGAUGAACAAUCAGAAGAUCAGGAGCAGAAUUAUAGCCCAGAGCUGGACCUGAAGGAUCAAGGGGAUAGUGAUGGUGGCUUCGGUGUGGAUUUAGAAUAUAAGCCAACUGAAGGAACCUUGGACCUAAAAGAAGAUAAGAGUGAUCCUCAAAAGAAGAGUCUUCCAGAAAACAUUGACUUCCUUGCUCCUGAUGCUAGUUCCACUGUGGGUUAUAGCCAACAAGAAAGUGUCACAGAAAAAAGCCACGAUCAACAGUUGAACUUGAGUAGCAAAGACCUAGGCGAUCAAGGAGACCAAGAGCAGAAUGCAAAUAGUCCCCGAGGAGAGGAAGAGGAAGAAGAGCCAGAUGCCGUUGGUACUCAGAAUGACAGCCAAGAAAGGGGAGAGGAUUUUCCCAAGGAGCAUUCAAACAGCGAUCAGGAGGAAGACAGUACCCAACCUGACAGUCUUUUGGAAGAGUCCAGUCAACCAACUCAAGUCAGUAAGGUGCAGAAGGAAGAAUUUGAGCAGAAUAGCCAAGAGCAAGAAGAAGAUAAUUCCAAAGCAGAAAGGGAUGAGGAAAAUGCCUCAAAAAUCAAUAAGCACAUUCAAGAUACUGAAUGGCAGAGCCAAGAAGGAAAAACAGGUCUUGAAAUUAUCAGCUCCCACAAGGAGAUGGAUAAAACGGUUGUUCCUGAAGAUUUGCUCAUGGAGCCUACUGAUGAUGGUAACAUCAUGCCCAGAAAUCAUGAGGCUGAGGAUGGUGACUUCGGUCCCAAGAAAAAUGCUAGUGAUGAUUAUUUCAUCCCAAGUCAGGACUUCUUAGAAAGCGAAAGAGCUCAAUCCAAUUAUUAUCAUGUCAACUAUGAAGAGGCGAAAGAAAGAGCACUUGAGAAUGAGAGUGUUGAUAGCCCUGGAGCUGGAGAAUCCCAAGCGGCCAAGAAAGCAGAGAGCUCACCAAAUGCAGACGAAAACUCAAGUGAAGAUUCUUGUAUGAGUUUCCAGUGUAAAAGAGGACAUGUUUGCAAGGCUGACCUACAGGAAAGACCCCAUUGCGUUUGUCAAGAUCCAGUGACUUGCCCUCCUACAAAACUCCUUGACCAAGUGUGUGGAACCAACAACCAAACCUAUGCCAGCUCUUGUCAUCUGUUUGCUACCAAGUGCAGCCUGGAAGGGACCAAAAAGGGACACCAACUGCAGCUGGAUUAUUUUGGAGCCUGCAAAUCUAUUCCUGCCUGUACGGACUUUGAAGUGACUCAAUUUCCUCUACGGAUGAGGGACUGGCUCAAGAAUAUCCUCAUACAACUUUAUGAAAAGAACCCUGAACAAGCUGGAUAUCUAAACGAGAAGCAGAGGAAUAAAGUCAAGAAAAUUUACCUGGAUGAAAAGAGGCUUUUGGCUGGGGAUCAUCCCAUUGACCUGCUUUUAAGAGAUUUUAAGAAAAACUACCACAUGUAUGUGUAUCCUGUCCACUGGCAAUUUAGUGAACUCGACCAACAUCCCGUGGAUAGAGUCUUGACACACUCAGAGCUUGCUCCUUUGCGAGCUUCUUUGGUGCCCAUGGAACAUUGCAUAACCCGUUUCUUUGAGGAGUGUGAUCCCAACAAAGACAAGCACAUCACCCUGAAGGAAUGGGGCCACUGCUUUGGCAUUAAAGAUGAAGACAUAGAUGAAAAUCUCCUAUUCUGAAUUCAAACCGUCCAGUAACCUCCUCUGCCCUGACCACUUCUGACCUAUAUGCACCUGUUAGACUUGUAGAUUUAUGUGUAACAAAUAUUUGCAUGGAUGAGAAGACAAUGACAGUAAUUACAUUAUAAUGGUAUAUGCACCAGGCACAUAACAUUAACUCCUGGAUAUAAGUCAAGCCAACAUAUGCAAAAUAUUAUAUACUGUUUGAACAUAAACCAUUUAAUUCAUAGAAAUUUUACUCUAUCAGUUUGUGAAAUAAUCACUAAUUAUAAAAAAAUUAAUACAUUUAUAUUGCCUAUGAUAUGUGCACUUCAAGUGAAUGGAAUAAUGUUCUUUGAGUUGUGUGUAUUCUUUUCAAUGUCUUAAUAUCCUAAUAAAGUAUCCAUAAAAACCCAAA